Owenia fusiformis is the source of this 2493-nucleotide messenger RNA. Lineage: Eukaryota; Metazoa; Annelida; Polychaeta; Sabellida; Oweniidae. The record is from the annotation of a GenBank genome assembly.
CACGAUAGAAGAGUGCAUUAUUUUGAUAUCUAUAAAGCUACAGAACUACCAAUUAAGAUUUAUUUGACCUGUGUUGGGUAAUUAAAAUGCAAACAAGGAAAAUAAUAAUUAAUGCUAGGAAAGAGGAGAAAUCCCCAAGAUGUAUGGCGCUUGGAAUUACAACACGAACCUCCUAUGAUCCGACUCCGGGCCAACCUCCACCUCCUAGCCGCAGAUCCACUAGAGGGGAAGGCUUUAACGACAAUGGGUUUAACCUAACUAGUCAUACGUAUGAAGAGUUCGACUUCCCACGGGUGUUCACCCAAACCCAGCCACGGAAAAUACCGGACAAUGCAUUAGAGGCAGAGCGGAAGGGCCGAGGGAAGUCCCCGAGGGAUCCAUUGAAUCUUGGCCCACUUCGGAAAGAGCAAAGGAGGGUAGCUGCUCUUAUGCGACAGAGAGACAUUGAUCUACCUGUACAUUGGAACUAUCGAAAUCGGAUUUCAAAACGGACUGCCCCUGUUUAUCUUUGUAAACAGUUUGAUCCAGAGGGAAAGUUUCGGAACCCUGCUCUUGAUUUCCUCCAAGAGGGUCUGGACUAUGUUAAAGCUCGAAGGGAAUUGGACGCUAUAGAAAAAAUCGAGGCCGAGAAAUUAAAGGAAGAAGAAAACAGUAGACUAUUGAGAUAUUCUCUGGAUUCUGAUGUUAGACAUAUACGUGCCCCCAAAGACUAUCAAUCUGAAGUGCAAUUGGUAACGCGAUCGCUAGGAGGUGGACAGUCCAAUUGGUUACCUAACAUUCGAGACAAUGACAAGGUUACUUCGGGAAAGCAAGAUUCCAGUCAAAAUAAAUCCAAAAGUAAGUCUUCUAUUCCCAAAGGCUACAAAAAGAACCCAAAAAGAAGAAAAACUCGGAGAAGUGACACCGAAUUGUCACCACCACCUUUAGUUGAUUCCCACGCUUACGACAGUUAUAGAUCAACAAAGUUUGACCAAGGAGAUGUUCCGAGUGAAUCAGAUGAACUUCCAAUUGAGCCCAUUGACCCGAGUGCGUACAUCGAUGAAGAAACAAACAGUGAAACAUCGUAUAAGACUCUAAGCACGUUCCCUCCAUUGCUAGACACCAAACCAACAGGAGGUGGCAUAAAAACUGGUGGUGGACAACAAAUCCGUUAUCAUUAUGGUAUUCCAGUUAAAGGGGUUACAAAUGAGGAAAUUACGGGUAUGAGGGAUGAAGAUAGUUUCGUUUUGGGGAAGAAACAACAAAGAAUACGUGAUAGUAGAGAGACACAACGUUCUAAUUCAAGUUUGAUAUCUCCAACAAACGUGAAGAUUGCUCCCAAAAUUGACAUCAAACAUUGUGAUUGUGAAAAACCCCGGCCAAAAACCAGAUCAGGAUCAACAAAGUGUGGAGAGUGUCUGGGAAGUGGACAACAUGAAAUGUGGUGCUCUAGUAAGGACGUUCACAGACAGAAAACAGUUUGUGGGGAUUGUGGGCUUGCUUUGGCAUCGACUUCCAUGACAAGUGCCAGGUCAUCAGGGUCCAGUUCACGACCAUUAACGGUAAUCUCCACGGUGGAAUCUCACGAACAUGGAUCUGAGGGGCAAUUGAGAAAAUCUUCAAGUCGUAAAAAGCUGAAGUCAAGAAGUAGGAAACUGACUAAAAGUGAACGGAAACCUGAAACACCAAUCAAAAUAGAAAUGGCAAUUCCUGCUUUGCCUGAAGUGACUAUCAAAGAAUCUACUCCGAGAUUGAAAUACGAGCCUAAGAAGAAACCAAGGACUAACUUAGCUAUAAUGUCAUUUGGUGACAUCGACGAUGAACCGGAGCCUGUCGUCGUCCCGCAAAUCACUAGCCGUGUACAGGAAAAAACCGAAGAGCAAAUUGAGUUAGAAAACAAAAUGUUUCAGAUUCAAUUAUUGAAUGAACAAGACGAAAAAGCAAAGAGAUUGUGUCUUAUGAAAGAUCUCAACCCCCACAGUAGCUAUGGCGAGGCGUACAACCGUGCCUUAGCAGACGCUAGGGCAAAGCGUCUGCCAUUAGAGCCUUGGAUGUUGGGCCAGAGGACAACAAAUGCUUAUGUUUAUUCUUACUUCAGCCACUUACCUAACAAAUGCCUCUGUGGAAAAUGCAGUACAUGCGAUAAGCCAGCGACCAUAGUGCCAAAACGCGCAAAGAAAUCCAAGAAAGAAAGCGAAAUGAAAUCCAUAUUUGGAAAUCUGAAUGUCAAUGACUAUUAUCCAGGGGGAAAUAAAAAUCCACUUAAAUUAAAUAAUUUCAUGAAUAAAAAUGAUAGAAUGAAAUUCAAAUAAUAACCUAAAUAAAAAAUGUUUAGCGAAUAGAUCAUUUAAAGAACCAUACUGGCAUACCAUGCAUACUGAGUAUAAAAGUAUUGCUCUUUAUUGGGAACGACCUCUAUAUUUAUAUAGAAUUGUUAUUUUUAACAUAAAUUUUUAACAUAAACUAAACCAAUAUGUAUGUAAUGCUGAAAUGGGCACAUUGUGCUUUUUGGUU